AUGAAGCUGAACCCUUCAAAGUGCUCAUUCGGAGUAAGUUCUGGAAAGUUCCUAGGGUACAUAGCCACCCACAGGGGCAUUGAAGCAAACCCAGAGCAGGUGAGAGCGAUUCAGGUGAUACCUUCCCCUCGCAACGUUAAGGAGGUGCAAAGACUGACAGGAAGGAUGGCCGCCUUGAGCAGAUUCAUCUCCAGGCUAUCCGACAAGUCGCACGCUUUCUUCGAAACCCUGAAGGACCCCAAGGACUUCCUAUGGACCGAGAAAUGUGAGCAAGCCAUGUCCGAUCUCAAGGCCUAUCUCACUACUCCACCUCUCCUAUCAAAACCCUUGGAAGGAGAGGUCCUAUUGCUCUAUCUGGUGAUAUCGGAACACGCAGUCAGUGCGGUCCUAGUAAGGGAAGAAGGAAGAAAACAACAUCCCAUAUACUACGUGAGCAAAUCUUUACUAGACGCGGAGACCCGCUAUAGUCACCUCGAGAAGCUGGCCCUUGCUCUAGUCAAUGCUGCCCGAAAGCUGCGUCCCAACUUCCAGGCUCAUCAAAUCGUGGUAGUCACCUCCUUCCCUAUCAAGGCAGUUCUGCAUAAGCCGGAAGUGUCUGGACGUCUAGCAAAAUGGGCUAUAGAGCUGGGGGAAUACGAUGUGAUCUUCCGGCAUGCAACAGCCAUCAAAUCGCAAGUAAAGCUUCGUGAUAGUGAAGGGGAGAAAGGCGAAUGGACACUGUACGUCGAUGGGUCUAGUAACGUAAGGGGCGCAGGCGUGGGACUGGUCCUAACUUCCCCCACGGGGGAAUCAGCCUCAAAGGCCGUACGUUGCAACUUCAAAGCAACGAACAACGAAGCUGAGUAUGAAGCUCUAAUAGCAGGGCUGACACUCGCCAAACAGAUGGGGGUGGAAGAUAUCCAGGUCUUCAGCGAUUCACAAUUGAUCAUAAGCCAAGUCCAAGGAGACUAUCAGGCGAAAGAUCUGAGUAUGGUCAGGUACCUAUCCGUGGCUAAGCGACUACUCGACAGGUUCCGACAUUGUAAGCUCACCCAGAUUCCUAGGGAGCACAAUUCCAAGGCUGACGCUCUAGCUAACCUAGGGUCCGCCCUAGAAACUACAAGUCAUAUGAGCAUCGCAUUACUGGUACUCCAAUGGCCCGCGACCGAAAAGGAGACGAAACCUGAAGAAAUAUUCGUGGUAGACGAAGGAGAGACCUGGAUGACGCCCAUAAUCAACUAUCUAAUGUAUGACACCUUGCCUAAAGAUCGAGACAAAAGUCGGAAGAUAAGACGCCAAGCUGCAAGGUAUUGCUUUUCCGAGGGGAAACUAUACCGAAGAUCCUUUUCAGGACCCUAUCUACGAUGUCUUACCCCUAGAGAAGCCGCCAGGAUAUUACAAGAGUUGCAUGAAGGAGAAUGUGGUUCACACUCUAGUGGUCGGAGCCUGGUACUCAGAGCUAGAAGAGCAGGAUACUAUUGGCCAACCAUGGCAAGGGACUCCCUCAAACAAGCAAAGCUCUGCAGAAAGUUCCCUAUGGCACCGGGGCAAAAGAUUUUCCUCCUAGUCGUGACAGAAUAUUUCACCAAAUGGGUGGAGGCUGAAGCACUAGCCAAGAUAACGGACCUCCAAAUUAGGAAAUUCCUAUGGACUAACGUGAUCACAUGCUUCGAAACACCCCAUGAGAUUGUCACAGACAACAAACCACAAUUCACAAGCUAUAACUUCCGAAAGUUCUGCAAGGACUGGAACAUCAAGCUCUCCUACUCAGCACCACGACACCCUCAAUCUAACGGCCAAGCAGAAUCCACUAACAAGACAGUGGUGAACAUGCUCAAAAAGCGCCUAGAAGACGCCCAUGCACGAUGGGCAGAAGAACUACACAGAGUACUCUGGGCCUAUCGGACAACCCCGAAGACGGCAACCUAG
Raphanus sativus (radish) is the source of this 1908-nucleotide messenger RNA. RefSeq lists its product as uncharacterized. The transcript has 3 exons. NCBI's taxonomy places the organism in Eukaryota, Viridiplantae, Streptophyta, Magnoliopsida, Brassicales, Brassicaceae. Gene Ontology annotation, biological process: DNA integration. Bases 1 to 1908 code for a protein of 635 amino acids. The record is from RefSeq and is a predicted model, not a curated record. Gene Ontology annotation, molecular function: nucleic acid binding; RNA-DNA hybrid ribonuclease activity.